This is a messenger RNA of Aspergillus ibericus CBS 121593, 1062 nucleotides long. RefSeq lists its product as uncharacterized. The record is from RefSeq and is a predicted model, not a curated record. NCBI's taxonomy places the organism in Eukaryota, Fungi, Ascomycota, Eurotiomycetes, Eurotiales, Aspergillaceae. The transcript has 2 exons. Bases 150 to 905 code for a protein of 251 amino acids.
GCAAGCAUGCGACCAGACAAAAGAGACAGGAACAUAAAUACCGCGAUGGUCUCGCCUGCUUUCAACAACAGAACACUCCAUCCUGGUCUGUCAUUGAAUCACCCGCUGCGAAUUCAGCUUCCGAGGGCCUUACGAGCAGCAACAUUAUCAUGCGUGCUCAACUCUUGACAGCAUUGCUCGCGGGUGCCACCGCAUGGAUACAUGGUGCCGUAGCGCAGAAUAUCACGGUCUACGGCCCGGGAGAACUGAGCACCGACGUCGCCGCCAGCUUUCUGGACUGCCUGAACACUACCGGCACCGACUACCGGCUCCUUGUCGAUGACGGCUGGACGGUUGUGCUUCCCGUCGGCAACCGGACGAUCGAACUCGAAGGUGUGGAUGGGCCACUCUACAACUGCCUGACGAUGCCGGACAUAAUGUCCGGGAUGCAGGUGGCAGCCGAAGACACCACCGAGUACGAUGUGGCCCACCAUAGCAGCAUCCAGGCCGGUGCGGCCUCCUACGCUUGGCUCGUCGACCGGGGCGCGCAGGGCAAACAGGUGAUAGGAAGCCGGGCGGCUCCCACCACCAGCAGCUCGGAGGAUGGGCUGGCGCGGCGGGCAGACGGCCUGGAUAAACGGACGCACUAUCACUACUACGCCUACCUCUCGGACUACUCCUCCUGCACCAGUGAGGAUCUGUAUGUCCGGUUCGGAAGCACCUGCUACAACCACGCGUCCGCCUAUGCCAGUGUGCAAUUCGAAAACGCCUUCUCCGCCAAGAUCUUGACCAUGAAGAUCUGGCCGCACCAUAGCUGCUCCAAGGGGAACGUGAGAAAGUUCACCGUGGGGCCCCUCUCCUUGAGCAGCUGCCAUACGAGGACGACCUAUUCUUACCACGGUCACUAUGCCACCUGCAGCUGCUAGACGGUCUGCAGGAAUGGUGGCUGGCAUUCAGUAAGGGAGGCUUCCGGGUCUCAAGGCAUGUUGCGAGAAUAGUCGCAAAGACUUUUGUCUGUACCUAGACAGUAUCUCUGCUAGUUGCUCUAAGCACAUGUAAUCAUGAUUAGCCUCUUCUUUGUUU